AUGGGCUGUUGUAGUAGUUGUUGUGGUGGCAGUUGUAGUGACUGUUGUAGUGACAGCAAAAUUGAUCGCAAGAAGUAUCCAAAUCUGUACAAAGCGUCUAAAAUGACUAAAACAGCGUUUCAUCGCUCGGACAUCACUAUACAGACAGUGAAGAAGUUGACGACUAGAGCGCAACAGGAUAUGGCUAAAGCCAAGAGUCCAGAGGGUGUUGUAGAGAUUUUUUCGCCGCCGUAUAGUGUGGUCGAUAAGAUCACAGACAAUGUAUAUUUGACGGGCGCUGGAGGUAUGAUACGCGAGAAUAUAGUGAGCCUCAAGAUCUCAUGCAUUAUUAACGCCACGUAUGAAGUGCCCAAUUAUGACGUUAAAGGGCUCGAAUGCAUUAGAGUUCCCAUCGACGACACGCCCGAAGACGACAUUUCUCUCUAUUUGGAAGAAGUGGCGGACAAACUGAAUGAAGUGGUGUCUAAGAAUCGGAGAGCUAUAGUCCAUUGUGUGGCCGGAAAGAGUCGCUCCACUUCUCUGGUUUUGGGCGAAAACAAAGAGAUACCAGACAUUUAUGCGGAUCUCUUCCAAGAAAUGGCUUUAUCGACAGCAAUGGAAACCAGAGAUGCGGCCAAAAAGAAGAGCAUUUAUGAGUUGUCCGGAAGGAGUCGUUUGGCCUCAACUACAGAAACUUAA
Medioppia subpectinata is the source of this 678-nucleotide messenger RNA. The record is from the annotation of a GenBank genome assembly. NCBI's taxonomy places the organism in Eukaryota, Metazoa, Arthropoda, Arachnida, Sarcoptiformes, Oppiidae.